GCCACAGUCUGCGCGCGCCCUGACAGGAGGGGGCUGGCCCUACCUGAUUGAAUCCAGCUGUGGUGAGAGCGCGCGGAGGGGGCCCGUCAAUUUGCGUUGCUAAAUAAUCUGUAGAGCCGUCAGACUGAGACGGAAACAGAACAGUCCGCUUUAAAAAAGACAUUCCUUCAACACUUGGUCAAUGCACCGAAGCUUCAGCUCGACCUGACUGCACUUCAUGAAAACCUGGUGUCGGCUUUGGCGUAAAGGCGCAUAGUUGGGGGGGCGGUAGAGCCCUGGUGGGCAGUGGCGAAGGGGAUCUGGGAGAGUUUACGGGUCGUCUGAAUCUUUCCUUUGAGGGAGCUCAAUAGAAACCAUAAACCAUGCUUUGGGAAAUACGUGGCUUCAGGGUUUUCACUUCUAUAAGGAUGUUGGCAGCUGUUGUAUUUAUUCUGCUUUUGAUCCAGCCUGGACACGGACAGACCUGCACAGAGGGAUUUGCAUAUGACCACAGGGCCAGACAGUGUAUAGAUGUGGAUGAGUGCCGUACAGUGCCAGAUCCUUGCAGAGGCGAUAUGCUGUGUGUAAACCAGAACGGCGGCUAUCUAUGCAUUCCCAGGAACAUGUACAACUACAAUUACCGACCGGACCCUGUCCCACCUGAGCCUGUUUACCCGGACACGUCGGUUGGAUUCUCAGACACCUUCCCACCAUCUCGCCCGAGGCCUGUGGAGCCCAGUUACCCCAGAGUGAGGGGCACUGCUCCGUGCAUCCUGGGAUAUUCAGCUGCGGAGGAUGGCACUUGUAACGAUAUCGAUGAAUGUGAGACAAACUCCCAUCACUGUAACCCCACCCAGGUGUGCAUCAAUACAGCUGGGGGCUACACCUGCUCCUGCAGUGAGGGAUACUGGCUCAUCGGUGGACAGUGUCAGGAUAUUGAUGAAUGUCGCUACGGUUACUGCCAGCAGUUGUGUGCCAAUGUCCCCGGCUCUUAUUCCUGCUCCUGUAACCCUGGUUUCAUUCUGAAUCCAGACAGCAGGACCUGUCAAGAUGUGGAUGAGUGUGAAGAUGACCCGUGCAGUCACGGCUGCUUCAACACCUACGGAUCCUUCAUGUGCAACUGUGACGAGGGCUUUGAGUUGGCAGCUGAUGGUACUACUUGCAUAGACUUGGAUGAAUGCAGUUUCUCUGAGUUUCUGUGUCAGAACAGAUGUGUAAACACUCCUGGCUCUUUCACCUGCAUUUGUCCACCUGGUUAUUAUGUAUAUGAGGAUGGCAGAAGCUGUGAAGAUAUCAAUGAAUGUGACACUGGUAACAACACCUGUACAACAGCACAAACAUGUUUCAAUUUCCAGGGAGGUUAUACAUGCCUGGAUCCUUUACAUUGUGACCUUCCUUACAUUGAAGUUAGUGACAAUCAGUGUAUGUGCUCCGCUGAGAACCCUGCCUGCAGGGACAAGCCCUUCACUAUCCUUUACCGACACAUGGACUUGUCCUCCGGACGCAGUGUUCCUGCAGACAUUUUCCAAAUGCAGGCCACCACACGUUACCCCGGAGCCUUCUAUAUCUUCCAGAUAAAGUCUGGCAAUGAAGGACGAGAGUUUUACAUGAGGCAAACCAGUAAUGUGAGUGCCACUCUGGUGCUGUCCCGGCCCAUUAAGGGUCCCAGAGAGGUGGUGCUGGACCUGGAGAUGGUCACGGUCAACAACGUCAUCAACUUCCGAGGCAGCUCCAUCAUUCGCCUGACGAUAUUUGUAUCAGAGCACCCGUUCUGAGAUCAAGUUUCCACAUGAACUUCAUCACCCCCCAUAAAAAAGAAAAUUCCAGCAUGAUGCGGCUGCACUCUGCUGCAGCUGAUGUAAUAACCUGAGACAGUCAUCACCUCUUAUGUGUUUUAAGAAUUAUCAUGUCAUAGUCAACAAAGUCAAGUCCGAUAAAGACUCAGCUGAUGGGAAAGAAUCAACCCCCCCACCCAGGUUUAAUGGACACUGAGCUUUUAUUGCUGUGAUAUGGACUGUCACACAGAGGGAUAUUUAUGGUGUACAAUUUCUGAUAUCCUCUAUUUACAAAUGAUCUGAGAAUGAUUGAAACUCUGUGCAUCCACUAUCCAGCUUGUUUUUAUUUUUAGUGACUUACCAUCUAUUCACAUAAGCUGUGAAAGUCACAUUUAGUGAGCCCUUAUCUCAACAUAAGUGUAAAUGUACUUUUGCAGAGGUAAUAUGCAGAGUGAUGUAACAACCAGUCAUUAACUGAAUUAUUGAUCACAGUUUCUUGUAGACCAAUAAAUGUCUUCACCACA
This is a messenger RNA of Sphaeramia orbicularis (orbiculate cardinalfish), 2278 nucleotides long. It is a transcript of the gene fbln5, whose product is annotated as fibulin 5. Bases 363 to 1754 code for a protein of 463 amino acids. NCBI's taxonomy places the organism in Eukaryota, Metazoa, Chordata, Actinopteri, Kurtiformes, Apogonidae. The record is from RefSeq and is a predicted model, not a curated record. Gene Ontology annotation, molecular function: calcium ion binding. The transcript is spliced from 11 exons.